ACAGAGGGAAAGAUGUUUCCAGUGUCCCAAUUUAACUUCAGCUGCGUGCCUACUACUAAGUACUUGAGAUAUUAUCGGCGACUUGACUAAGCGCCUGUGGUUGACCUCAGCAAAUCAUGUCUGUGUGUGCCGCAUUUGACUUAACUAUUUCAGUUUUCAGCAUCAUCGGAUCGUUGACUGUCAGAUGGAGAAGUUUACAUCGCGACACACUGAUCACCCGCUUUGGAAAGUACUAGAUAUGGCAUUUGGGGAAGACUACGGGAUGUGGUAUUGUACUGCAGUGUUGCAUUGAGACCAUCAGCAGUUAUUAAGGGACAUUCUGUUAUGGAAGUAAUUCAACAGAUCUGUCAUGUCUUGACUGCACCAAACACUCGCGAGGAAGAAUGAAGUAAGCGCGAUGGAGCCGGACAAUGGCCCGCACUCCAAACUCAAAGCAGCUGGAGUCGGGGGGAGAGCUGUCUUUCUCUUCAUGGUUCUUUACUGGUCAUGCUGCCUGGGGUUUGCACAAACACAGCCGGCAGAUGUGGAUGUCCUGCAAAGGCUGGGAUUGGUUGGGAAAAGACCUUCUCUUGGAACACGCUCCACACCUCAAGGUGUCAUCCCCUUCAAAUCUGGAGUCAUCCUAACCCAGAGGGCGCGAAUUGAUGUCCCUGUUAGCUCUGUCAUACCUGCAUCAUUGGGCACGACAUUCUCUCUCAUCCUCAGUGUAUGUUCGCAUCGAAUAAACAAUGCUUUCCUCUUUACCAUUGUAACAAAGAGGAAGAGACUGCAGCUAGGGGUGCAAUUCAUCCCUGGGAAAAUCUUAGUUUAUAUAGGCCAAAAGACCACUGUAGAUUUUGCUUAUGAUAUUCACAAUGGCCAGUGGCACAACCUAGCUUUGGAAAUCCAAGCCCAGAGGAUUACAUUAUAUACUUCUUGUGGGAAGACAAGUGUAAAUGCAAAUUUGCUUUUUAAAAAUGAGGAAACGUUGGAUCCAGAAGGCUCAUUUCGUUUGGGAAAAACGAGCCAGUACUCGGCCCAGUUUGAAGGAGCCAUCUGCCAAUUCGAUAUUCAUCCCUCUGUGAAGGCAGCGCACAAUUAUUGUAAGUACAUUAAAAAACAGUGCAGGGAAGCUGUAACCUAUCGACCAAACCUUCUGCCUCUUUUACCAUUAUUACCCCUGGACACCAAUAUAUCUGUCACCUUUCACACCCAAAUUGUUACAACAGAGCUUAUCAAAAGGCAUUUUAGCUCUAGUCUUUCACUAACACGAGACAAGAUGCAAAUUAAUCAUGAAACCUUGCAAAGCCUGAACUCCUCUGCUUUGAUGAUUUCUCGUUCUGGCACUGUCUUGUCUGCACGAAGCACUGUGCCACCAACGAUAGCCCAUCCCUCACUACAGCUCCCUCUGCAGGCCACAACUCAAACAGUCAAUGCCCCCUUUGCGAGUAGGAGGACAUCACAAUCAUCUCCAAAGCCAACUCAACCAAGCAGCCCUUCAAAGAACCUCCUGAGGACAACUAUAAAUCCCCUGAAAUUAAAGGAGAAUGAGAUGGCUGUCAAUGUCAAACCAAAAGAGAAAAAAAUGGAAAUACCGACCAUUGCCACAACCAAACCUAAAUCUUCUAGUGCAGUCAGUGUGUCAGAGAUGACAACAGUUGCAUCAUGGAGACCUCAGCCAAAGGUGAACACCUUUCUUGAAGCCAACACCACUUGUUCUGCGCCUGUCACCCCUGCAGCCUCAGAUGGUCUCCAAACCUUUGAAUUGGAACCAACCCAAUACUCCCUCUUGGCUGGGGCACCUGGACUGAAAGGAGAACCUGGACUACUGGGACCUCAAGGGCCUCCUGGCAAGCCAGGAUUACCAGGAAAGAGAGGACCCAGGGGCUCCCCUGGUCCACAUGGAAACCCAGGUCGCCCAGGGUCUCCCGGACCCAAGGGGAAAAAGGGUGACCCUGGACUCUCACCAGGCAGAGCGCUAAGUGGAAUAAAGGGUGAUCCUGGGACAUUGGGGCUACCCGGACUGCCUGGUCAAGCCGGUCAGAAUGGACAGAAAGGACAUCCUGGUCCCCCCGGACACUCAGGAGAUCAAGGAGAAAGAGGACCUGAUGGAAGCCCAGGUGCCAAAGGCUAUCCUGGCAGGCAGGGUUUGCCGGGGCCUAUAGGACAUAUGGGACAAAAGGGAGUAUGGGGCUUCAUUGGAAUUCCAGGCAUCUUUGGUCUCCCCGGACCUGACGGAGAAAGAGGUUUACCUGGUGUUCCUGGGAAGAAGGGCAAGACGGGUAGGCCGGGCUUUCCAGGAGAUUUCGGGGAGCGAGGACCACCGGGACCUGAUGGAAACCCAGGGAAGAUUGGUGCCUCAGGUCCUGUUGGCAUCCCUGGCCUUAUUGGUGAUAUGGGCCUGGUUGGAAACAUGGGUCUUCCUGGGCCAGUGGGACUUAAGGGUGUGCCAGGAAACCCAGGAGAACCUGGACUGAAAGGUGAUAAGGGUGAAGACGGGUUGCCAGGAGAAACCGGGGAACCUGGAUUUCAAGGUGACAAGGGUGUUCAAGGCUUACCAGGUUUACCGGGAAUUCGAGGAAAGCAAGGGCCACAGGGUAAGCCUGGAGAUCGUGGCCCAGAUGGUUUGCCAGGCCCACCUGGCCCUGAGGGCUUUCCAGGUGAUAUUGGACCACCAGGACAGAAUGGUGUUGAGGGCCCAAAGGGAAACACAGGAGUGAAAGGGAUUCCAGGCCUGAAAGGAGAUUCUGGACUGGAGGGGGAUGAGGGACUAAUAGGACCAGCAGGGGCUCCAGGACCGGAGGGUAGACCUGGGAGGAAGGGUUUGCCUGGAAAUCCAGGAGCAGAGGGAAUGAAGGGAGAGCCUGGAAUCACUGGAAAUGUUGGAAUACUUGGUGAGAGGGGUCCUGUCGGUUUCAUUGGACCUGUGGGUGAGAUAGGGCUUGCUGGUGAAAAGGGAGAUCGUGGUGAGGUGGGUCUGCCAGGCCCACUGGGAGAAAAGGGAGCGAUGGGACACCCUGGACCUCCAGGUGAGAGAGGGCCAUCUGGACCUCCAGGUAUACCAGGCCCCUCCGGUUUUAGGGGACUCAGUGGCACCAGGGGACCCAAAGGCAGAAGGGGUGCAACAGGACAAGAUGGACCAGUUGGUGAGAAAGGGUUGAUAGGAGUCAAGGGUCCUGAGGGCCCACCAGGAAAACAAGGUUUCACUGGCCAAAUGGGUCAAAUUGGUGAAACAGGUGAAACAGGACCAACUGGAUUUCCAGGUGUUCAUGGACCAACUGGGCCUCCUGGAGCAAAGGGAAUUUUAGGUGAAACUGGUCCUUCUGGGCCACCUGGAAUAUUAGGUCCAAUGGGUGAGAUUGGAGCAGUGGGUUUACCUGGAACAUCUGGGGAGCGAGGCCUAACAAGUGAACCAGGAGAGAAGGGUGCAGUUGGAUCUCCUGGAAGUAUGGGAGAUCAAGGCUUGAUUGGACCUAGAGGUGACCAUGGACUUGAUGGUGAGGCUGGUCUGAGUGGCCCUGAUGGAGCUAAGGGUGAAAAGGGGGAUAUUGGAAUUGAGGGGGAAACUGGUGAAAAGGGGGAUAUCGGAUUUAAAGGAAAAGAAGGCUGUCCUGGAGAUCCCGGCUUGAUGGGCGUCAAGGGUCCUGAGGGAAAACUUGGAAAAUCUGGUGAGAGGGGAAAACCAGGAGAGAAGGGCAGCAAAGGUCACCAAGGUCACCUAGGUGAGACUGGGCCAACUGGGGAGCAAGGUGCUAUGGGUUUCAUUGGGGCAAAAGGAAGCAGAGGAACUACUGGAUUUGUGGGUGCUCCUGGAAAAAUGGGUCAACAAGGUGAACCAGGUUUAGUGGGAUAUGAAGGUCACCAAGGACUGCGUGGUCCAAUGGGAUCCCCAGGACCAAAAGGUGAAGAGGGAGACCAAGGAGAUGAUGGGAAGGUUGAAGGUCCACCUGGUCAUUCAGGUGACAUUGGACCUGUUGGGAACAGAGGAGAGAGGGGCGAACCAGGUGACCCUGGAUACCCAGGUCAUGAAGGUGUUAAUGGGGAAAGAGGAAAACCAGGGACCCCUGGACUUCCUGGAAAUGCUGGGCCAAGAGGUGUUCCAGGACCAAAAGGUUCCAAAGGCAAUAAAGGUCCAAAUGGCAAAAACGGUGCUCGAGGUGAAUCUGGAGGCCGAGGGUCCCCUGGUCUUGUUGGUCUUCCUGGCCCUAGAGGAUUGGUUGGUCGUGAGGGUCUUGAGGGUGAUUCUGGGGUAGAUGGACUCACUGGGAAAGAUGGAGCUGAAGGAAUGCCAGGUGAGCAUGGAAGUGAUGGGGAGGUUGGUCUGCAUGGAAAACCUGGUUCUCAAGGCAAAACAGGUGUACCAGGUCUACCAGGAAUUCAAGGCUCUUCUGGGCCAAAGGGUGAAAGGGGCCUCCCCGGCCAAACUGGACCUUUCGGCAAGUAUGGGUUUAGUGGAGGGAUGGGAUUUCCUGGAAAACAAGGUGACCGAGGGGUCAAAGGGCAAACUGGUGAUACUGGUGAACAGGGAUUUCCUGGAGUCUUUGGGAUGUUUGGACCAAAGGGGCCACCAGGAGACCUUGGUCCAGUUGGUAUCCAGGGUCCAAAGGGUCCUCAGGGUUUAAUGGGGGUGCAAGGAGCCAUUGGACCUGAUGGUAUCAUUGGGCCAAGUGGUAAUCCAGGACCGCAAGGAGACAAAGGAAGUAGAGGGGAAAUGGGUGCUCAAGGACCCAGGGGACCUCCAGGUCUUCAUGGACCACGUGGACCUCCAGGGCCUCCUGGUGUAUCUCUCUCUCUUGACAAAGAGGCUCUUGGUGCUGCUUUACAUGUUAUAAUAGAUUCUCGCUCUGCUUUAAGGUCUGAGUUCUAUCAAGAUACUGAUCUUCCGAUGAUGAACCAGGGAUCUGAUAUCUUAAAGACCCUUCACUACCUCAGUACCCUCAUCCACAGCAUCAAGAACCCACUGGGAACGCAGGAGAAUCCAGCCAGAAUGUGUAGAGAUCUGUUCUAUUGUAAACAUAAGUUGAACGAUGGCAUUUACUGGAUAGAUCCUAAUCUGGGCUGCACCUCUGACAAUAUUGAGGUGACCUGCAACUUCACCAAUGGAGGCCAGACCUGCCUUAAGCCAGUAGCUGUGUCCAAGUUGGAGAUUGGUGUUAGUCUGAUCCAGAUUAACUUUAUCCACCUCCUGAGCUCUGAGGCUGUGCAGAUCAUCACCAUCCACUGCCUGAACUUCCCUGUUUGGGCAGCAGAGGACUCCAAAAUACCGUCAUCUAGUGCAGUGUACUUCAAAGCCUGGAAUGGACAAAUAGUUGAGGCUGGAGGAUUCAUCGAGCCUGAUCUGAUAAAGGAUGACUGCUGGAUCACAGAUGGUCGCUGGCAUCAGGCGCAGUUUGUUUUCCAGACACAGGACCCAAACUUAUUGCCCAUUGUGGAGAUCUACAACUUGCCCAGCACUAAACCUGGCUCACAUUACAACCUGGAAGUGGGCCCUGUUUGCUUUUUAUAAAAAAUUAUAAAAGGGAACAAUGGACAACCUUGAAUACUCCUGCUACAGAGGCUCUUUCUAUGUCUAGGGGCCAAUGAAACUGGUCUGAAUUCUGUACCUCUCCUCUCAAGCCUGGACUACAGACUUUAAACAUGAGGAAAAAGGAAACCGGUGCAGCUUUGGAGAUAACAAGACUUCUUAUGCUAGCAGCUCUGGAUGACACAUGAGGUCUGAAAGCAAGGCCUGAAUAUUUUGCUAGAGGUGCUUUUAAGUCUUAAUUUAUUCAUGUAGUUGUGUUUUUUGAAGUGCUUACAGUAUUUUGUAUUAUAUAGUUAUACAUGAUCAUGUGUGUGUAUGUGCAUUUUCUGUAAAGUGCAAUAAAGAAUGUACUGAUUUUUUUUUAAAGAUAAAUCUUGAAUUUGGCUGUUCUAGGUGAGUAAGGUUAACUCUCACUCAUAUCAUUCAAUUCAGGUUUAUUAUUGUCUGUACUUUCAUACACCAGCAGGUCUGUUGUUUGUCUCAGAAACUAGCUUCCAAGUGCUAGCAUAAUAAUCACAUUCUUUGACUCACCAACACACAUGCAUUCAUGCAAAUCCGGCAUAUGACUCACCAGUUAACACAGUAACGGAGGUGGAUUCAAACUUGAAAAUUAACAUGUAAUCAUCUACCUCCCAUCUCUCAUUUUUGGGAAAAUACGUUUUAAUAAAAGAUUCACAUUCCUGUGGUUUGAUAUCAUUUAAAGCAAGAUCUGUUUCUGUCAAAUGUUUUUAAUGUAAGUGCCUUUUAUACACUUGGAAAGGGAAUAUUUUUGUAUAAAUUAAAGAAAAAUAGUUCCAAUGUACUUUUUGCAGCCAAUCAUACAUUUUUAACCCUUUUUUCUAUUAUGCUUUAAUUGUACAAAUCUUUGAACUGAGGAGACACAAGAAUUGUUUUAUUAUAGCAAGUGUGGUGUUGAUGGAUUUCAGUUUUAUUGUAGCGGCCUGAAACAAUGGACCCUAUUGUGCAAAAACACUUUGUGCUUCAUGUCGUGCUUGCCCUUUGUCACACAGUUCUAGAGUGCCUUCAUUAAGUGCAUUGUAGUCAGAUCUGAAGAAAAAAAACUACAUUGUUUACUCAAUUCCAUAAGCCCUUUUUGACUGCAGAAGUACGUAAUUGCUAGACAUGAAAAAUACACUGUUUUGUGUCAUAUUUUUUUUUUUGAGAUGCGUGUACAAAGCUGAAUGUUAUGCUUAUAGAAAUUGUUCAUCAAAAUGUGGGCAAUAGCAAAUCCCACUAUAAUAAUGGGUUUGUUAUGAGCGGCAUCAAUAACAUGUUGAGCUAAGUUUCUGAAUUUGUGAACAAAAAAGAGGUAUGGAUGGGAUUUAAAUGAAUUUUUUCUGUUGAUUUGUUAGAAAACUACCAGGAGCCAUCUUAUUUUGCCAAAAGAGGGUGUUAAAUAUUUGUACUUCUAUUUGUAAGUUUAGGUUUUAUUGUCUUUGUUUAUUGUAUGUUCUGUGAUUUUGAGUGAAAGAAAGAUCUCCAGAAAAAAAGUUGUUUUUCCAAGUGGCCAUUUCCAUCUCUUUUACAUCAUUUACUUCUGAAU
Messenger RNA from Xyrauchen texanus (razorback sucker), 7046 nucleotides. RefSeq names its product collagen alpha-1(XXVII) chain B-like. The record is from RefSeq and is a predicted model, not a curated record. Lineage: Eukaryota; Metazoa; Chordata; Actinopteri; Cypriniformes; Catostomidae. Gene Ontology annotation, molecular function: extracellular matrix structural constituent. The coding region runs from base 398 to 5485 and encodes 1695 amino acids. The transcript has 61 exons.